Metarhizium acridum CQMa 102 is the source of this 1503-nucleotide messenger RNA. Lineage: Eukaryota; Fungi; Ascomycota; Sordariomycetes; Hypocreales; Clavicipitaceae. The record is from RefSeq and is a predicted model, not a curated record.
AUGGCUAUAGUAAAUUUGAAGUAUAAUACAUUUCUCGAAAUCAUUUUCGGCUCUUCCAACCUCGACUACAGAGUCCAAAAAAGAAUAGUAACCGAUCUCUGGGACGGAAACUUCGAAGCCCCGGUCGACAAGUGCGCGCAACAUACCCUGCGCAAGGCCAAUUCACAAAAGUAUAGCAUCGUAACUCGCUUUGUGCCUCCAUAUUGCUUAACAGUAACCUUCUAUAAAGAUACAAUUGGCUUUGUUACUGUUUCAAGUCUCGAUCCGGAUUUUCAACAUGGUAUUACUGAUCUAGGUGAUGGCUUCCAUGUCACCGACCAAGCAGUCACAGCUCUAAGACAGGCCUACCAUGAUACCCUUGAUCUUAACACUGCCAAGCAAGUGGCGAGUAUGAGUUUCCUUAGCGGCAAUCCGCGUGAUAAUAAUGCUCAUGAAUCAGCCAUCAACAAGUACGAUCUAGCUUGUAAAGCCGGCAACAACUUCAAACAGGACGAGAUUUACAUUCGUGUGGAGGGUCCAGCAGGCCCUCCAGCACCAGCGCCUGGAUUACCAGAUCCAAAGACGAUUCUUAAGUACCAUCCUACUCCAUUUCCUGGAAUAUGGUUAAACAUCAAACAUCGCACUUGGCUACUAUCUGUCUAUUGGAUACACAAAUUCUUGCACUGGAUGUUUGCGAGUAGCAAAGUUGACUUCCAGAAAGGUCCUGCCGCCGUAUUAAAUGAUUUCGCCUACAGCACGCACAACGGCAAAUAUGCAAGAAAGCUGCAUAUCAUUGGAGGGGAAUUAUCUUCUCACCUGAAUUGGUGCCGCUGGCCGUUCGCUUUGCUGAACCUCAACGCAACCAAUAUUGGAGUGGCAGCCGUAAUUGGUCUCUUCACAGCAGCAAAAAUUGGCAACACUGAAACAGCAUUAAAGAUUGCUGCUUCCCUGCUGCUGGGCCUUUUUGUGUGGCAGAUAAUCUGGACAUACUUUGUGUCUACGACCACGUACGAGAACAUUGCUUCCAACGACUUCCGGCUGCGAACGGUAAAACAAGCCGUUACAUUGUUCGGUCUCGAUGAUUGCCACCUGCGGUUAUUGCUGGCGAUGAUAUCACCUCAAGAAGAUAUCUAUGCUCAUGGCAGCGAAAAUUCAUAUUUAGACAUUGCGGGAAUGGGAGUUCUUGAAGUGACUGAUUCGGUGCCAUCAGAGAUCUUGUACGUUGCAGGAUAUAUCACAAGCUCACUAGAUCCUACGGAAAUCAACCAUCAUUCGGCCCCAGACAGUAGCGCUGCAUUAGCAGCUUGGGUCCCUUUCGAUACUCAUCGAAUCACUUACUCCUCUAACGAUAAGGUGCGACGGUUUUGGCUAAUUGAUAGCAAGCUUCAUCUAUCCAAUUCCAGGAGAUCAUCAAUCGAAAGAACAGAGGAGAGCAAGCUGGUCUUCAAGCACGAUGGAGAUGAACUGAAUCUGCCAAAUAAGCUUCGUGUCUAUGGGAAUAUUGCCAAUUGCCAGACAGCGUAA